Cordyceps fumosorosea ARSEF 2679 is the source of this 1407-nucleotide messenger RNA. RefSeq names its product FAD dependent oxidoreductase. The record is from RefSeq and is a predicted model, not a curated record. The transcript has 7 exons. Bases 1 to 1407 code for a protein of 468 amino acids. NCBI's taxonomy places the organism in Eukaryota, Fungi, Ascomycota, Sordariomycetes, Hypocreales, Cordycipitaceae. Gene Ontology annotation, molecular function: flavin adenine dinucleotide binding; sarcosine oxidase activity.
AUGAGCGAGACCAAGUCUGUCGCCGUUGUCGGUGCUGGCAUAUUCGGCCUGUCGUUGGCUGUUGCGCUUCGCGACAAGGGCUACCUCGUCACAGUCUUUGAUCGUCAUGCAUACGAUGAGACCCAGUAUGACCCUGCCGCCGACGAAAAUGUCCAGGCAGCGUCUUUUCGAGCCUCGUAUGGUACCAAGCUCCAUUACCAGCGUUUGGCCUUGGAAAGUCGUCAGGAAUGGAUUGCGAUUAACAAAUCCUCCGGCAUCGACCUGUUCGUCCCAAGUGGCAUGCUUCGAGUCCAGCCCUCAGACGAGCUCGGCGCCCUGGAGAAGGAGACUCUUGCCAACAUGGAACGUGAUGGCAUCCGAGAGACUCAGUUUGUAAAGAGUCUGGCGGAAGAUAGAAAGCGUGCCAAAGCGCAAGGUUGGGAAGGCAAGCUUCUUGAGUUUCCUAUUCCAGACAGCACUGAUGCUGGAACCUACGAGGCAGUUCUGGACUCUCUUGGUGGCUUCAUGCGCUGCUCUCACGCAUGUCUGUAUUUUCAGCAGCUUGCAGCUUCCAAAGGGGUCGGUUUUGUCUUUGGGAAUCAGCGUGGUGAUGUCGAGUCUAUCGUGGAGGAAGCGGUGGGCGACAAGAAGAAGGCAGUAGGAGUAAAGACCAAGGAUGGCAUCAUCCACAAGGCCGAUCUCGUCCUGGAUCUAUCGACGCACCUUGAAUCGUCCGGCGGCAGUCUUGCCACCUUUAAGAUUGACAAGGACAACAAGGCGCUCUGGGACAAAUACUCGCCCGAGAACUUCCCAGUAAUUACCUGGAAAAGUACGCCUCGCAACAAGACAGGAAAGGACACUGGAAGCGUUUACGUGCUCCCCAGAACCCCGGACGGCCUAGUCAAGAUCGGAUUUCGAGGGAUCAAGGUCAGACCUGAAUCGAGCUGUGGCCUAUUUUUCUCGCUAAUCUUGCGGCAACAGUUUACCAACUUUCAACCGGCCCCCGAAGGCGUUCCAUUUGCGCAAGAUGGCAAGUGGUCUAUCCCAAUGUCGCCUAGAGACUCGUGCACCAUUCCCGAGGCCGCUGUAGACUCGAUCUGGCAAUUUGUCAAGAUAUUCUUGCCCGAGUUUGAUCAAGUCCCAUUCCACUCAACCAAGCUCUGCUGGUACACCGACUCGCUUGACAAUUCUUUCGUGAUUGACUAUGUCCCGACUUACACGGGCAACUCGCUAUUUGUCUGUACUGGUGGCAGUGGCCAUGGCGCCAAAUUUUUGCCCGUACUCGGAAAGCACGCUGCGGAUAUCUUGCAGAAUGGCGACAAGGCGACGAGCUUCUUGCGCCCUUUCUGGCGCUGGCGACCUGAUGCUCCACGCCGCAACGGCCUUGAAGAUGGCCCUGAUUGUCCAAGAAACAUUGGCCAGACCUAA